Onychostruthus taczanowskii (white-rumped snowfinch) is the source of this 2753-nucleotide messenger RNA. RefSeq names its product acyl-CoA synthetase bubblegum family member 1 (gene ACSBG1). Gene Ontology annotation, cellular component: endoplasmic reticulum; membrane. The coding region runs from base 883 to 2730 and encodes 615 amino acids. The transcript is spliced from 17 exons. Gene Ontology annotation, molecular function: long-chain fatty acid-CoA ligase activity. Lineage: Eukaryota; Metazoa; Chordata; Aves; Passeriformes; Passeridae. The record is from RefSeq and is a predicted model, not a curated record.
CUCCGGGCUCCGUGUUUGAUUUGGGGCGGUAGCGCCGGGCGCCCUCGCUGCCUUUCUGCGCUCUGCCUGUACGGCUGGGGCUCCCCGGGGCCGUGCCUGGCGCUCCCUGAGUACAGCUCACACAAACUGGACUCGGGCAAUGGAGUACCGAGGAGCUGCCAUUGGAUGGGAGCUGUAAAUUAUUAUCUAUGCUAAUGUGGAACAGUUCCUUAUUCCUGGGAAUAGUUUUAUGAAAGCAGAACAUCUCCUGUGAUUAUGAUAACCCAAAGGUUCCAGUGCUCUGCCCUGCCAACCACAGCCCAGCUGCUUUUGUGACCUGUGCCCUGCUCUGAGGGGACCUGUGGGGAAGAGUGAGGCAGGAAAAGAACUGAAACAACUGUGGUUGUCACUUCUGAGAGUUGAAGAGUUACACGGUCUGCUGCAUUAUUGUAAAGGAGAUACAGCUUGGUCAAGACUUUUGUGACUAAUAAUAAUAAAUUCUAGGAGUGUCCCACAUAUAUAGAACCUUUACAGAUGCAGAGACUGUCUGCAGGGAUCUGCUGCCUCGUUUGGAGGAGCCCCAGGGUGAAGGCAUAGAGCCAUCAGGGCCACAGACAUCUUGAAGAAAAGUGAGAAAUAGUGGGUGAGAGGAGGAAUGAUGUAUUUCUGUUGACAGCAGAAUGUGACGGCGUCAUAGCUGUGGAAUCUUGGAUGAUGACUGACAGGAAUGCCUCCAGCAGAGAGCUGAAUUCCUUCUCUCGUCAUUAGGGCAGAGUGAUGUUUUGCAGCAUCUGGCAUAUAAUCAAGACCCUGUUUUAGUCUCUGUGGACUUCUUUUGCUGAUGGCAGAGUCAGACUGAGAAUAGAUAACUCAUGCCCACAGACUCCCAUAACAGUUCAUCAGAUGUUCAAGGAGAGCCUGGAAAAAUAUGGAUCCCUUAAUGCUUUGGCCAGCAAAAAGAAUGGAAAAUGGGAGAAAAUAACUUUUUCAGAGUAUUACUGCCUCUCUAGGAAAGCAGCCAAGAGCUUCUUGAAGCUUGGUCUUGAAAGAUUCCAUAGCGUAGCAAUCCUUGGAUUUAAUUCUCCAGAAUGGUUCAUCUCAGCUGUUGGAGCUAUUUUUGCUGGAGGAAUUGUCACAGGAAUAUAUACAACCAAUUCUCCAGAGGCCUGUCACUACAUUGCCCAUGACAGCAGGACUGAUGUCAUGGUUGUGGAAAAUCAGAAACAGCUGGACAAGAUAAUGCAGAUCUGGAAUCGGUUGCCCCACUUGAAGGCUGUGGUGCUGUAUAAGGACUCCAUUGCAGAGAGACAUCCAAAUUUGUACACGAUGGAAGAGUUUCUGGAGCUGGGAGGUGACGUCUCUGACAGUACUUUGGAUGACAUUAUUAACUCCCAAAAGCCGAAUCAGUGCUGUGUUCUGAUAUACACCUCUGGAACAACUGGGAAGCCAAAAGGAGCCAUGCUGAGUCAUGACAAUAUAACUUGGACAUCAGCCCAUUGCAGCAGAGCAGGAGGUAUGCAUCCUGCAGAGGUCCAGCAGGAGUCCAUAGUCAGUUAUCUCCCACUCAGCCACAUAGCUGCACAGAUCUAUGACCUGUGGACUGGAAUCAAAUGGGGAGAGCAAGUUUACUUUGCUGAGCCAGAUGCUCUAAAGGGCAGCUUGAUCAACACACUAAAAGAAGUGCAGCCAACAUCUCACAUGGGAGUUCCCAGAGUAUGGGAGAAAAUCAUGGAGAAGUUAAAGGAUGUUUCUGCUCAGUCAGGAUUUAUAAAGAAGAAAAUCCUUUCCUGGGCUAUGUCACUUAGCUUAGAGAGGAACCUGAAUGGCUCAAACAGCAGUGAUCUAAAGCAGCUCUGCACAAGACUAGCAGACUACUUAGUGCUUGCGAAAAUCCGCAGCGCACUGGGGCUUUCUUCCUGUCAGAAGCACUUUUCUGGUGCUGCUCCUCUCAAUACAGAAACACUGUAUUUCUUCCUGGGUCUGAACAUCACUCUGUAUGAGGCCUAUGGGAUGAGCGAGACCACAGGCCCACAUUGCCUUUCUGGGCCUUACAUUUACAGGCAGCACAGCUGUGGUAAACCAGCACCUGGAUGCAGAGUGAAACUGGUGGACAAAGAUACAGAAGGCAAUGGAGAAAUCUGUUUCUGGGGAAGGACUGUUUUCAUGGGUUAUUUAAAUAUGGAAGACAGAACAAAAGAAGCCUUUGAUGAGGAGGGGUGGCUGCAUUCUGGAGAUUUAGGAAAGCUAGACAAGGAUGGCUUUCUCUAUGUCACUGGAAGAAUUAAAGAUUUGAUUAUUACAGCUGGAGGUGAAAACGUGCCUCCAAUUCCAAUUGAAGAUGCUGUUAAAAAAGAACUUCCAAUUGUUAGUAAUGCUAUGGUGAUUGGAGAUAAGAAGAAGUUUUUGUCAAUGUUCCUGACCCUAAAGAGUGUGCUGGACCCAGAUACAUCUGAUCCUACUGACAUUCUCACAGAGCAAGCCAGAGACUUCUGCCAGAGGAGUGGUAGUAAAGCCACCAAAGUGUCCGAGAUCGUAGCUGCAAGAGACCAGGCGACCUACAGAGCCAUCCAGGAGGGAAUCGACAGAGUCAACAGCACUGCUACCAACAGGGUUCACUGCAUCCAGAAAUGGAUCGUCCUGCCAAGAGAUUUUUCCAUUUCUGGGGGAGAACUAGGUCCCACAAUGAAGCUGAAGCGGCUCGCUGUGCUCGAGAAAUACCGAAAUGAAGUAGACUCCUUCUAUAAAGAAUAAAAAGUGUUUCCUCCAAGCACUAA